Dromaius novaehollandiae (emu) is the source of this 5797-nucleotide messenger RNA. RefSeq names its product myotubularin related protein 4 (gene MTMR4). NCBI's taxonomy places the organism in Eukaryota, Metazoa, Chordata, Aves, Casuariiformes, Dromaiidae. The record is from RefSeq and is a predicted model, not a curated record. Gene Ontology annotation, biological process: phosphatidylinositol dephosphorylation; regulation of autophagy. Gene Ontology annotation, molecular function: phosphatidylinositol-3,5-bisphosphate 3-phosphatase activity; phosphatidylinositol-3-phosphate phosphatase activity; protein phosphatase binding. The transcript has 18 exons. The coding region runs from base 424 to 3900 and encodes 1158 amino acids. Gene Ontology annotation, cellular component: cytoplasm; membrane.
UCCGCUCGCAGCCCUGCGGAAAGGGGGAUGUGUCGCUAGGAUCCGCGUGUCAGCAGGAUGCCAGCUCUGCACGGGAGGGGGAGAGGAGGGGUGAUCCCUUCAGGCUGGCUCUGUCGGUUUCUCCAUUUUCUGUCUAGUCUGGCAGGGAGACACUUACAUGGCAGAGCCGUACUCUGCUUCCUUCGGAGGUAGGUGGAGUCUGGCCGUCCUCCGCCCUCCCUCCCUCCAUUGUCAGCAGCAGCCGAAGCAGCGGGCGCACCUGCCUCGGCCGCUUGCAGCAGGGAUGCUCCUGCCCUUCGCGGAGGAGUGGGGAAGCUGUGCCGAUCGGUGUGUGACUGUUUCGGAGCCACUGCAGGCAGCAGCAAAGGGCCAGAGAAAGGAGAUGCUGCUUGUGUGCGCCCGGCCCAGCUGCCACCUCUGGAAAUGAACAUGAGUCUGCCAGGCCGUGUCUCCUGCUCCAUGCUCAACUGCUUUGGUGAGGAAGGCCCUCCUAGUUUGGAGUAUAUCCAGGCCAAGGACUUGUUCCCCCCGAAAGAGCUUGUAAAGGAGGAAGAGUCAUUGCAGGUCCCUUUCACUGUGUUGCAGGGUGAGGGAGUGGAGUAUCUUGGCCAUGCAAAUGAUGCUGUGAUCGCCAUCUCCAACUACCGGCUUCACAUCAAAUUUAAGGAUUCUGUGAUCAACGUGCCUUUGAGGAUGAUGGAAAGUGUGGAGUGCCGGGAUAUGUUCCAGCUUCACAUUGUCUGCAAGGACUCCAAAGUAAUCAGGUGCCAUUUCUCCACCUUUAAGCAGUGCCAGGAGUGGCUGAAGAGGCUAACUCGAGCCAUUGCCCGCCCUGCUAAGCCUGAGGACCUCUUUGCAUUUGCCUACCAUGCAUGGUGCUUAGGAGUCUGUGUUGAUGAGGAGGAUCAGCAUGCACAUCUCUGCCGUCCAGGCGACCAUGUGAGAUACCGAUUUGAGAUGGAGCUGGUGAGGAUGGGCUUUGACUUGCAGAACGUCUGGAGAGUCUCUGACAUCAACAACAAUUACAAGCUUUGUUCCAGUUAUCCCCAGAAGCUGCUAGUUCCUGUCUGGAUUACUGACAAGGAGCUGGAGAACGUGGCUUCAUUUAGAUCUUGGAAAAGGAUCCCUGUUGUUGUGUACAGACAUGUGCGCAACGGGGCAGUGAUUGCACGCUGCAGUCAGCCUGAAAUCAGCUGGUGGGGCUGGCGCAAUGCUGACGACGAGUAUCUUGUGACGUCUAUUGCCAAAGCCUGUGCCUUGAAUCCUGGAAUAAAGGUAUCUGGUGGUAUGCCGCACAAUGGAAGCAGCGAUGGCAGCGAGGCCUGCGAUGCUGACUUUGACUCAUCCCUGACUGCGUGUUCAGGUGUGGAGAAUGCUGGAACUCCUCAGAAGCUGCUGAUUCUUGAUGCUAGGUCCUACACUGCGGCUGUUGCCAACAGAGCAAAGGGAGGAGGUUGUGAAUGUGAAGAGUAUUAUCCAAACUGUGAAGUUGUGUUCAUGGGCAUGGCCAACAUCCAUUCCAUCCGGAACAGUUUUCAGUAUUUGCGUGCUGUCUGCAGUCAGGUGCCAGAUCCCAGCAACUGGCUUUCAGCUCUAGAGAGUACCAAGUGGCUGCAGCACCUUUCUGUCAUGCUGAAGGCGGCAGUUCUGGUCUCCAGUGCAGUUGACAGAGAGGGCCGUCCAGUGCUGGUGCAUUGCUCAGAUGGUUGGGACAGGACUCCACAGAUUGUGGCGCUGGCAAAGAUUCUCCUGGACCCUUACUACAGGACCAUGGAGGGCUUCCAAGUGCUUGUUGAAUCAGACUGGCUGGAUUUUGGUCACAAGUUUGGUGAUCGCUGUGGUCACCAAGAGAAGGUAGAAGAUCAGAAUGAGCAGUGUCCAGUGUUUCUCCAGUGGCUGGAUGCUGUUCAUCAACUUCUGAAGCAAUUUCCUUGCCUCUUUGAAUUUAAUGAAGCUUUUUUGGUGAAGCUGGUGCAGCACACAUACUCCUGCCUGUAUGGGACCUUCCUUGGGAACAGCCCAUGUGAGCGAGAGAUGCACAACAUUUACAAGCGUACCUGCUCUGUGUGGUCCCUCCUGCGGGCUGGCAAUAAGAACUUCCACAAUCUUCUCUAUAUGCCAGGUUCUGAGCAGGUGCUGCAUCCAGUGUGCCACGUACGAGCACUGCAUGUCUGGACAGCUGUGUAUCUCCCAGCUUCCUCCCCUCAUCCUCUAGGACAGGAUGAUAUGGACAUUUACCUGCCCUCUGGAUCUCAAAGCCAGGAGUUCAGUGGCAGAUGUUUGGACAGAUUACCAAAGACAAGAUCUAUGGAUGACCUGCUUUCAGCCUGCGACUCCAGCAGCCCACUGACACGCACAUCUAGUGAUCCAAACCUGAAUAACCACUGUCAGGAAGUCAGGGUGGGCCUGGAACCCAGGCAUGCUAAUGCUGAGAGUGCUGAGCUACACCUGGGAGAAGGCAGCGUGGUGGCUGCAGCAGAGACGCAGCAGAAAGCAGAAGAGCAAGAGGAAAAUGCCCCUCUGCAAGCUAGCAGCAGUUCUAGCGGCCAUGCUGAGCACCAAGGGCAGAGCGAGCAGCUGAGCAGCUGGGCUUCUGUGCCAGCAAGCAGUAUCUCUCUGGCAGCAGCAAAGGGGAACGGAACAUAUGUAGCGGAACCGGAUGGUGUGCGCCCAGCUCCAAAUCCGUCUGGACAGGAAAAUCUUGACAGAAUUUGCACCAGUUCUGGAAAGCAGUUGGAAGCCUGCCCCCAGGAACCUUUGAAGGCUACUGGUUUGGUAUCCAAUGGAGGAGCCUGUCCCAAGAAAAACAUUGCCUGUCAAGACAUUCCCAGCCAGGAGUCCCUCGCUCCAAGCACUGCUUUACAGGAUACCCCAGGCCCUGCCCUGGAUGAAGACAAUUGCAAAGGUGAUACUGGAAGGAGUAGGCCUUGUGAGGAGCCUGGCCGGCUCGGGAGAGCUCCUCUAGAGCAAUGGCGUAAGACCAUUUCCCAGAGCCAAAGCAGUGAAUUCUCCUUCCUGGGAUCCAACUGGGACAGUUUUCAAGGAAUGGUGACAUCAGUCCCCAAUGGGGAGCCUGGACCCAGACAUCUCCUCUCCUAUGGCUGUUGUAGCAAGAGGUUGAACAGCAAACAGCUGCGGGCACCGGGCCUGUGCCUCAGUGGCCCAUGGUCUACCAGAGAAGGUGCGAAACCCUCGGUCUGCUCUGGCCAUGUUGGCACGUAUUUUGCAGGUCCUGCAGGGAAGCCCAGCCGUUCGUGGCUACCCUGCCACCUGAAACAAGCAUCUGGUCCUAAGCAUGUGCCACCAAAAUGUCCUUCUCCUGUGCCUCCUCUCUACCUGGACGAUGAUGGGCUCCCCUUCCCCACGGAUGUGAUUCAGCACAGGCUGAGACAGAUUGAGGCCAGCUACAAGCAGGAGGUUGAACAGUUGCGCAGGCAGGUGCGAGAGCUGCAGCUGCGGCUGGACAUACGUCACUUCUGUGCCCCUCCAGCUGAGCCACCGAUGGACUAUGAGGAUGACUUUACAUGUCUAAAGGAAUCAGAUGGCAGUGACACUGAGGAUUUCUGUUCCGAUCACAGUGAAGACUGUUUGUCAGAAGCAAGCUGGGAACCUGUUGAUAAAAAGGAGACUGAGGUCACACGGUGGGUUCCAGACCACAUGGCCUCGCACUGUUUUAACUGUGACUGUGAAUUCUGGCUGGCCAAACGGAGGCAUCACUGCAGGAAUUGUGGGAAUGUGUUUUGCGCUGGUUGCUGCCAUCUGAAGCUGCCCAUCCCUGAUCAGCAGUUAUACGACCCUGUCCUCGUUUGUAACUCCUGUUAUGACCAUAUCCAAGUGUCUCGUGCCAGGGAGCUCAUGAGCCAACAUCUGAAGAAACCCAUCGCCACAGCUUCCAGCUGAAUGCCAGACAAGGGACCUGUCUAAGCCCAGCCUUUUCUCUCGUGGGUUUGAAGGGUGACUCUGCCUCCACUGUAAUUGUGAAGGCCUUUGGUGCAACACGUGAACACCAAGCUUGAAUGAAUGCACUGUCUUCAGCAGUCUUAUUAUCAGUCUGGAGCAGAGGAGCUCAAAUUAGAGAGUAUGGUGUGUGUCCCCACUCUGGUACCGGUGGGUCCGUACGUUGUAGUCUGACAACCUAGGGCUAAAGGGGGGACUGCAACCUCUUUCUUCUGUGGGCUGGAAAGCAAUGUUUUCACAGAUAUUGCCUGUGCAAAGUACCCUCAAAGCAAUAGAAAGGCAUGUUUAGAACCAACUCCCCCUACAAAGGCAGGCUCUGUACAAGAAGGAAGAGGGCAGACUCCAGGCAGUACCAUGUACUUUGGAAGGAUCUCAGCCUGGAGCAGUCUUGUAGAUUCUCUUUCCAUGGAGUGUGAUUUGCGAUCAGCUUGGUGAACAAGACUCAUUAGCCAUCACUAACUGAUUUUCUCUCAAGUGUCGAAGAGAAAUUCAUUCUGGCUGAAAACAGGCCAAGCAGAUUUUGCCUGUUUUCACACUCUGCUAGGAUUGGUGAAUGCACUUGACUCUGCCCCUGCCCCCCAGCACUCUGGGGGGAGAUGGGAGAUUGGCUUUUUCACUUCCUGCUCUGCCCGUCUGCUUUGUCCGCAGUAGUGUCACAGCCUGGUGCGAACACAGGAAUGGCACCCUGAUCCUCUCCUGGCAUGGAAACAGAACUCGUGUUCCUGUGUUGCUCCUCCUCCCCUUCCUGCCCUCAGCUCUCCAAUUCCUAUUGCUCUUUAUCCUGAAAACUUGAUACCUUGAGGGUAUAGGCCAUAACGUGUUGUUUUACCUCCUGGAAUGUGCUGUCUGGUGUAUGUGAGGGUUUCAGUCCAAAUGCUGCUAUAUAUUUCUGUGCACUUAAUGUAACCCGAAAAAGGGAGAAUGAAGCAUUGAUACCAAAAUAAGGGUGGGGGAGGACACUGGCUGAUAUAGACACUACAGUCUGUGCUUUUCACUUUAGGAUGUACAACCAAGCUACAGUGAUAGACAUGACAUGUGGCAUCUGUUCAGUCAUGGAAACAAUCUCUUUGAUUUUCCCCAGUGCGACUUAAAAUUCAUCUUGAAUUUGACUUCCUUUUUUGUCUCCUGUACAGUGGUCAAAGUUCAGAGUUGCCAACUUGUAAUUGCCUCUCUACUUCUUCCUUAAACUAGGGAGCAGGAAUCCCAACUCAUUCUAAGAAAAAAGGAACAGGGUUUAAUGAGCUGAGACUUCGAUGUGGGGGGAGGACCUAUGAGGGCAUUUGGUCUAACAACAAGGCAAACUACUUUACACUGCUACAAUCUCUGAGUUUUUGCAAAUGGUUUGUCAGCUCCAGCGGAGGAAAUGGAAUAAUGACCCUUUCCUGCACUUUGACAUGUCAGCCUCUGGUUUUGUGAAUCCCGAUAGUGCAAGCAAAGCUAGCAUCAUCUGAAGACCCUGUACUUACUUGGACUAUGCUUCUUUUCCAUACUGGGAACAACCAAUAUGGCUUUGGGAAGAGAAGGCACCUUGCUUCAGAUUCUCCCCUGCCUUGUACCUUGCAGUCAUUGCCAGACAUGGAAGAGUGACCAUGGGGCUGGAAGAAGAAUUUGGGUUUGGCCCUGUUUUGCACGUGUUGGAGUGACUGCAAGCAAUAAGGAAGCCAGAAACUAGGUACUCCUGGCCCUUCAAUUCAGGCCAUUAGUCCAAACUGCUUUUAGCUCUUGUGAGUUUCAGCGUCACAAUGUGCUGGCCAAAAACUCUAAAAUCAGUUCAAUAGCAUUGUGACAAACAAAAUGUGCUGUACACUCAAUACAGUUCAAAUAAAAUCUCUAUAUUAGU